GUAGUAGAAGCGACUUACUUCUCCGCCCAAUGCGCCGGAUCCGUCGCCCGACUGGAGGCUCUCUUUCGGCACGAGAUAUUUACCAACAUCCAAGAUGGCGGCAUAAUCUCGACGGCUUUUCGCGGGGAAGGCUAAGAACGGUGACGAGGACGAGUCAUCCACGCAGCGAUCUUUUUUCGCCGAUUCUAUUUGAGCUGCCUCAGGGAAGUUAACUUGUGAUGCGUGCAGCUCGUCUCGCUCUGUUGGCGAUUCUACGGAUCUAGUCGAUGGUUGGUUGGUUGCAGCACUUCCACGAUGAAAAUGCAAUGCGAUAAUGGCGCUUUAGUUAUUUCCUUAACCCCUGCCCCGCGCUGCGUCAGGUUAUUCAACCAACGGGAUAAAAAUGUACCGUUGUAAAAACGAUGCUACGGGACGCUCGGAACAACACACAGGAGUUUUAGAUGACUAAACUUAAUUUUAGAAUAGAUAUUUAGGUAAAUUUAACUUUUUCUCAAAACGCUCCUAUUACAAAUACUUUGAUAUAAUAAUUUGAUUUUUUUAAUGCAAACUAAAAAUACUUUUUACAAAAUAUAUAUUUAAGUAGAUAAACACAGCAAUGUAAAAAAAAUAACAUGUAUUUUUAAUAUUACCGUUGAAAUUUCGUUCAAACCCAAAAGAGAGUUGAGAGAUAAUAAAAUUACGAAGAUGAAAAAUGCGCUCUCGCGAUUUUCAGAUACUGAAUCAGUUCUUAAUCUUACGUUUUUUAAAGCGCUAUUUGUAGAAAAAGGGACGUCACGAAAUUGGUAUCGAGAAAGCAAUCGCACGGCGGAGAAGGUCGUGUCGCCGGUGACUGCUCGUAGAUCAGCAAGCUCGCGCUCCAUCUUCAUCGCGCCGCUCAAAGCAAAUCAGCCUUCGAAGUGUUACAAUUUCGUUCCCCCCAUCUCUCCCCCCCCAACCCCCGCCUCGAAAGUCCCUUUAACUAUCCCGCUAUUUUCCUAACUCCCGUCCUAACCCCCUCCGGGGCUAUCUCCCCCGUUCUCCACGUCGCUCCUCCACUCUCGCAGCCCUCGGUAGGGUGGAAACACGUCGGUCCGACCGGUUGGGGUGGUUUCGUCUGACGGGGUGCGAGCGAGAGUGGGGUUCGAAACGCCCGCCCAUUGGUCCGCCCACGUAGGACUGAAGCGGUCGCUUCAAAUCAAUUCGAGCCUCGAUCUCACCCUGUAAACGAUUCUCCGCUCGCGAUCGUGCAUCCCUCGUCGUUCGCGAGUUCGUGACAUCCGAUCUCCCAAUCUGAAAACGUAUCAAUGCCAAAAGGAAUUUAUGACACCACCCGGGAGCGAACGUCGCCGAAGACUCGUGCGUGAAUCUCGAUACAAAUCUCGGGGGACAAUUUAGUUGAAAUCGUCAGUUCUUUAACGAGAAGGGAAGGUCGUACGAUCUCGUGACUCGGGAGAUUAUUUUACAGCGAGUGGCCUGGCGAGAGGAAGACACGUCGAAGAUCCGUCGAGCACGUCUGAUUGGAUGCUGGCUUAAAAGGUGCGCGAUGAAGUCGUUCGAGAAUCGUCCCCGUUGGACGGGAGGCAUCCUCGACGAUGCCUCGUCGGACGACUGACGUGCGCGUUAGCAGCUUGAAUCCGCAAGCGUCGGGCGGAAAGCAAGGCGAGGGAGCGGAAGGAGCGAAGCGGAAAAAAUCCCGUUAUCGUUGUGGAAACAAACUAUUAGCGUAAGAUAGCACUUGUCAGGCGGGGGGGGAUAGAGUGACGGAUAGUUUGAACGUGACAGUCGCUCCGCUGAAAUAUAUCGCGACGGAAUCGUCGCGCCGGUGUGUUUUUCGUUUGCCGACGAUUCGCGGAAAAAUUUCGACAUGUGAUCGGCACGAUCGCGAAGGAAUUUGGUGCUCGCGUACCGAUACAACCGCAACUCGGUAUCACGAUGUCAACGGUAGCGUCAAGCGAGCCGCGGCACGGGUUUCCCCGCUUGAGAACUGAGGUGACUGAAAUCUUCGACGGAGGAAAUCGCUGCAGGUGUAUUGAGCGCGGCGAUUAUUUAUAUUAGAGAAAUCCACUUCGUGCGGGUAACUAACGUGCGGGACCCCCGUUACGUCCCCGACGGACGCAGUUUCCUUUCGGAAUACAACCGAUCGUUCUUGUUAAGAGAUUUUACAAGUGAAGUAUUUCGUAUUGGAACACUCGACGUCAAUGGUAGUCUAGAGCUUGCGAUAAUAAUUUGAAGCUUAACAUCAGGAAAAUAUAUAGUGCACUUGAACGAGGGAUUUUCUACUCGGAUGGAGUUUCCAAGUGAAGAAUGAGAGCGAGCAGUAAUCUCAAAGGGCCAAUCGCGGGACCGUCGACGAAAUAGACGACGAGCACCUCGGUGGCGGGUCCUCACGCUCAUGAGGCGGCGAUCACGAUGGAGCCACGUGCGAUGAUGAUGUCGAACCUGUCGUGCGACGGCUGCGCGGACAGCGACCGGGACUCGGAUAGUAGUAGCAUGAUCGUCGACCCGGUGAGUCUCGACAAGAACGACCUGUCGCCGCCGUCGCAGACGUCGUCGAGCCCGGUGAUACCGAGCUGCUCACCGGUCCCAACGCCAACGUCGAUGCCACCGUCGUCGGCCGGCAGGAGUCGGAGCGGCGGCGGCGGCGGCGGUGGUGGUGGUGGUGGCGGCGGCGGAGGCGGUGGUGGCGGCAGCGGGGGCGGUAGCGGACGCUCCUCCAAGAAAACGUACUCGAUGAUGUCGGCAUCGAAUCAAUCAGCGAAAUCCGGCGGUUCCGCUCAACCUAAUUACGGUUCCGAUAAGAUGUCGUCGUCCCUGAUAAAACCGCCGUACUCGUACAUUGCGCUGAUCACCAUGGCGAUCCUGCAGUCGCCGCAAAAGAAGCUGACGUUGAGCGGCAUCUGCGAGUUCAUCAUGUCACGCUUUCCCUACUACCACGACAAGUUUCCCGCCUGGCAGAACUCCAUUAGGCACAAUCUCUCGCUGAACGACUGCUUCAUCAAGAUCCCGCGCGAGCCCGGGAACCCGGGAAAGGGUAACUACUGGACGCUGGACCCGCUGGCGGAGGACAUGUUCGACAACGGUAGCUUCCUGAGACGCAGGAAGCGAUACAAGAGGCCGCCGCCGCACUACGUGCUGCGGGACCGGGCGAUCAUGGCCACCUUCGCCAUCUGUGGCGACCGGGGACCUUGUCCGGGUGGCGGCAGCGGUCACCCAGGCGCCCUGGCCUAUCCCGGCGCCACUUACCUAUCACCACCACCCGGUCUGCCGCUGCUAGACUUCUCCCCGUCGACCCUGGAGGCGCUGAAGCUCGGCGGUUUUCUGGAACCGCCGCCGCCGCUCUACAAACCAGUGCCGAUCACGGCGCCGCCGAUCAGGCAGAUCGACCCGACCUCCACCAGGACGCUGCCGGUCAGCCAUACGACGAGCGUCGAAAAGAAGCGCAACUUCAGUAUCGACGCGCUCAUCGGCAAGCAGGCGGCCAGCGAUCAGAACUGCGGCGCGUUGCUGGACCUAAGCCCGUCGGAGCACAGGGAGAUCAGGAGCCAGGCGUCCGCCUUCUCGCCGCUCGUCUAGGAGCUUCCCAGCGGACCUUCUCCUUCUCCAAUCGCCAAAGACAGACGGUGACUUUCCGAAAGUAUUCAUCAUUUGUAGCGCCCCUCGUUGCGAGCUUGACGUGACUGCGUAAUUGUUUUGGGCAGAUCAGAAGUGGCAUAACUAAGCGUCAAACGCGUGUUUUUUCCACGAGAAGAUUUCGUAAUUAUCAUUAAGCAAGACAAUGUCUUAACACACGAAAGCUUUUGAAUCCGGAAGCGGUUUCUGUCGUUCGAAAUAAGAAGAUGUAGGAGAAAUCUUCUGUUCCUGGGAAGAAGAGUGAAUAGAAUCCGUAAAGUGAACGCUAAACUUGAUCGAAAUAUGGUGCCCAUAUCGAGGUCGUGUUGGUGAACCGUGCUAAUCAAAGACUGAUCGGAGACUCGGCUGGUCAAGAACGACUCUCGAGAAAGUUUGAACCAAUCGCAUGCACACCGCAAAAGGACUACUCGUUCCAGAGGCGAUGGUAACUGAUUGAGUCGUUUAGCAAAUAUUCUUUUUCACCGAUGCUGUCCAAAUGAAAUAAACAAUUUAACCCCGAAAAUAAACCGAACAAUAAGCACAAUUUGAAAAUCGAAUUUUCCCUAUCGGUCACGAUUUAUUCGCAGUUCACCUCGAAGAAGGAAAUAUUUACUAUCAAAGCGAAGGUUUUAACACUCUCUUUUCGUCAUUUUAUAAAGGUAUUGAAUUAUCGUUCAUUAUAUUGUAAUGUUUUCUAUAUCAUUUGGGCAGAGUUUACUUAAAACUGUUAUAUACGACGUGCAGCCUUGUAGCUUCGACGCAAACCUCUGAAAGUUAUCAAGAUGCUGCUCUGCGUGUAUUGACCGUACACUUUCGAGGUCUAAAAUAUAUUCAGCAGGUUGCAGGCGAGAAGGACGUGCAUCGAGAUUCAGGCGUUAUCUGUGUUAUCUACAAUCCUAGGUUUUAUUCGGUAAGGCGAGGCGAGGAUCGUGCUUCGUGUAAUCGUACCAUACCUGGCGCACAUGAAAUUCCCGAUGAUCGUGUUUCUUACCGAGUAUAGGAAAUCAAGAUGCGUCACUAUAGAGAAAGAACGUACGAAUCGAUUUAAUGGGGACGCAUAUAUCGGGGAUAAUAGCGUUGUAUCCCGUAUAUAUCGGCGCAUCUUUGUAAAAAGGCGUAGUGCAAUAGAGCGUAACGUUUUUAUUUAACAUUCGUGCUGCUUUUUGGAACGAUCAGUGGAAGUAGACGCAUUGUAACCACAUUAAUUCAAUCGCGAUAUAAAAUUACAUUUCAAUUGUAAAUCUUUUUCACAAAUUCUUACGAGGCUGUUUCCCGUAAAAAAAAAA
This is a messenger RNA of Monomorium pharaonis (pharaoh ant), 4874 nucleotides long. RefSeq names its product forkhead box protein D3. Gene Ontology annotation, molecular function: RNA polymerase II cis-regulatory region sequence-specific DNA binding; DNA-binding transcription factor activity, RNA polymerase II-specific. The record is from RefSeq and is a predicted model, not a curated record. The transcript has 2 exons. Gene Ontology annotation, biological process: regulation of transcription by RNA polymerase II; anatomical structure morphogenesis; cell differentiation. NCBI's taxonomy places the organism in Eukaryota, Metazoa, Arthropoda, Insecta, Hymenoptera, Formicidae. The coding region runs from base 2389 to 3552 and encodes 387 amino acids.